GUUAAAUCAUAUGUAAGCAAAUUUGGAUAUUCACGUCUUUGUUUGUGUCUAAUGCAUUUCUUUUCAGGCAUAUUUUACAGCAGGCCAAUAAACACUUUGGAGUACUCUCCAGACUUGGCUCUACGCAGACACAACAAAUUCUCCUUGUCUACUCAGCAAUGGCAAAUUCCUAUCAGCUCCAACAACUAAAUCCAACAGCAACGAACACAACAAUGCUGCAGCAUAUCUCCAUUGUCUGGCCUAUAUAUAUAUUAACCGGCAGCAAUCGAAGAAACCAUAGCGCCGUCGAAGAGAUGAACCAACCGGCGCUGUUGUUCUUCGCCUUUCUGGCACUUGCAGCCCAUGCAGCCGGGAGAAGACACGAUGAUUCGUUCACGAAACUGCUGAAGUCGCCAAGACUGAGAAGAUCAGGUCAUAGUUCUGCUGAGGAUGUUCUAACCGAUGUUUCGCUUGUCUACAAGUAUCCUCAGGAUGGCCUCAAGGAAGCUGACAAGAUCCUCGGAUUGCCCGGACAGCCGUCUGUCGAUUUCAGGCAGUACUCGGGGUAUGUCACCGUCGAUCCUACAGCUGGACGGGCGCUGUUCUAUUACUUCGCCGAGGCUAAAGACUCUGUCGACAAGCCUCUCGUUCUAUGGCUCAAUGGAGGGCCCGGGUGCUCUUCGUUCGGGAAUGGAGCAAUGACAGAGCUCGGGCCAUUUCGAGUGAAUCCGGAUACCAAAACACUGUGGCACAACGAGUAUGCGUGGAACAACGUGGCAAAUGUGAUCUUCCUGGAGUCGCCGGCCGGUGUAGGAUUCUCAUACUCAAACAGGUCAUCAGACUACGUUACCGGCGACAAACAGACCGCAGCUGAUUCCUACACAUUCUUGAUCAACUGGCUCGAGAGGUUCCCGGAGUACAAAACCCGCGACUUUUUUCUAGCCGGCGAAAGCUAUGCCGGCCAUUACGUGCCACAGCUUGCUCAUCUGAUCCUGCAAAACAACAAGCUCCCAAACGAAAGCGUCGUAAACCUCAAAGGAAUCACGAUUGGGAACGCAUACAUCGACUACACAGAUAGGUGGACCGGCACGUACGAGCAUUUCUGGACCAGCGCGCUCAUAUCAGACGAGACACACCAUGGUAUCUUCGCCAACUGUGAUUUUUCUUCAUCGAGUGUCAAUCGUUCAGACUCCUGUGAUAAACUCCUCGAUAAGGCGGAUGUCGAGAUGGGCGACAUAUUCAUUUACGACGUUUAUGCGCCGUGGUGCGGCGAUAAUGCCACCGGAUCCCUGAUUUCAAACUACGAUCCGUGCUCGGACGAGUAUGUGUCCUUCUAUUUGAACUCGCGGGAAGUGCAGAAGGCUCUUCAUGCUAACUUAACCGGAAUCCCCGGCGAUUGGGAGUCCUGCAAUUAUGAAAUACUUUCGGAUUGGACAGAUCAACCCGACACCGUGUUGCCGGUCAUCAAGGAUCUAAUGGCUAGCGGCCUUCGAGUUUGGAUCUACAGUGGCGAUACCGACGGUAUUAUUCCUGUUACAACGACGAGGUACUCCGUCACCAAACUCGGGGGGCUUGUGAAGACUCCAUGGUACCCAUGGUAUUCGGAGGGCGAGGUGGGAGGCUAUGCUGUCGAGUAUCAAAAUGUGACGUUUGUGACGGUGAGAGGCUCCGGGCACUUUGUGCCGAGCUACCAGCCGGCGCGUGCACUCACCUUCUUCUCAUCCUUCUUAUUAGGAAAGCUCCCGCCGGGGCAACCGGCCGCCGGAAUAUUCCUUCCAUUCCUGCUUCUGGCAGCGCUGUUGUCGUCGUCAUGGGCUCAUAGUUACCGCCAGGAUCCUCUCGACGAUCUGAUCACCGGUCGGAGAGCAACCGCGCCGGAAAAUCAGGGCACUCGGGAUAAAGAAGAUUUCCCGGCGGCAGCCGCCGGCGGGGAGAAAGAAGCCGACAGGAUCUGGAAGUUGCCAGGACAGCCGGCGGUUAGUUUCUGUCAGUACUCAGGAUAUGUGACCGUUGAUCCUGAGGCAGGCAGGGCCCUCUUUUACUGGUUUACUGAAUCCCAAAAUGCUUCCAGGGAUCCUCUUGUCCUCUGGCUCACUGGAGGGCCUGGUUGCUCUUCUGUCGGAAUUGGAGCCCUGAUGGAGUUGGGGCCUUUCAGGGUCAACCCUGAUGGGAAAACCCUGUGGCAAAAUGAACAUGCCUGGAACACAGUGGCAAAUAUGCUCUUCCUUGAGUCGCCGGCCGGCGUCGGAUUCUCGUACUCUAACACGUCAUCGGACUACACCACCGGCGACGGGCGGACCGCCGCCGAUACUUUUGUAUUUCUCCGCAAUUGGCUCGAAAGAUUUCCCGAGUACAAAGCUCGGGACUUUUAUAUAGCCGGCGAGAGCUACGCCGGUCACUACGUUCCUCAGCUCGCACAACUCAUUCUCGAGAACAAUCGUCUCGCCAAUUAUGCCGUUGUCAACCUCAAAGGGAUCGUGAUUGGGAACGCCUACGUCGACUACCAUGACCUAUUUAGCGGCAUGUACGACUAUUUUUGGUCACAUGCUAUCAUAUCCGACGAGAGCCACGGCGCGAUCCUUAAAAAUUGCAACUUUUCGACCAAGGCAUCCAUGUCUAAACAAUGCGAGAAGUCAAUGACCGAAGCCGGAAUUGAGAUUGGGGAAAUGUUCGUUUACGACAUAUACGCACCCGUUUGCGGCACAAACUCUACCGCGCCCGCGAUAAGUACAUUCGAUCCGUGCUCAGACAACUACAUCAAUGCCUACUUAAAUACACCGGAAGUGCAAAAGGCGUUCCACGCGAAUGUGACCAGGACGGUGCCCGGGCCGUGGAACAUGUGUAGUUACUUUAUAGUUGCGUGGACGGACAAGCCGGAGACAGUCUUGCCCGUCAUCAAGGAGCUCAUGGCUGGCGGCAUAAGCGUUUGGAUUUACAGCGGGGAUACCGACGGGAGAGUGCCGGUGACGUCGGCAAAGUACUCGGUGAAGAAGCUGGGCGCGGCGGUGAAGACCCCGUGGCGGCCGUGGUACUACGACGGCGAGGUUGGAGGUUAUGCCGUUGGAUAUGAAAAUGUUAGUUUUGUGACGGUUAGGGGAGCGGGCCAUUUCGUGCCAAGUUACCAGCCGGGUCGGGCCCUGGCGCUCUUCUCCGCAUUCUUGUCCGGGAAACUGCCCUAACCCGAACCCUGCCCACCCGGCGCCGUUCUCGGACCAUCGCGGAUUGACUACUCAUUUUGAGUGCGUGACUAUGAAACUCAUUAUAAUUAGAGAUUUAUUUUUUUUUUUUGUAUUUUCAAGGUGUUUUUUUCAUAUAAAAUAUAAUUAUAUCCAAGAUAUUUAAAAUACCCCAAACUUCUGUCGAAGACUCGGUCAACGAUGGUGUCCGUACAAUCCAAAACUUAGCACGUUUGGGAGAGGAGGCGUAGAAUGCAUAGAGCCAAAUUUGUUCGAUGAAUUGCAGUUUUUUUUAUUUUUUUAAAU
Messenger RNA from Andrographis paniculata, 3461 nucleotides. RefSeq lists its product as uncharacterized. The transcript is spliced from 15 exons. Gene Ontology annotation, biological process: proteolysis. Gene Ontology annotation, molecular function: serine-type carboxypeptidase activity. The record is from RefSeq and is a predicted model, not a curated record. The coding region runs from base 159 to 3158 and encodes 999 amino acids. Gene Ontology annotation, cellular component: vacuole. NCBI's taxonomy places the organism in Eukaryota, Viridiplantae, Streptophyta, Magnoliopsida, Lamiales, Acanthaceae.